AAGCGGACGCUCCCUGGGCCUUCCUUCCCGGGAGGGUGCGGGGGAACCGGGGCGGGAUAGAUGCAGGGCCCGGCGGUGCCUGAGUUGCCUUGGUCUGGGUGGAAGUGCGGGGCGCCGGGGCAUCCAGGUGGGAGCAGCGGAUCCCGGCAGGUCCCCGAUCCUUAAUGCAGUCAGCCCAGGCCUGAGUCACCCCAGGCCCUGGCGCGGGCCCGCGGUUUUGGCGAUCUUAGCCUGGGACCCCGGCCUCUCCCUCCAUAGGGGCGGGAUAGGAUCCGCAGACCUCCAGAAGUGCGAGGUCACCUGGCCCACCCAGUUCGCCCUGAGGCGCCGGAUGAGCUGUCUGUCUGGGCCAGCCUGCGUGAAGACGUGGGACUGGAGGGUGCAGGGAGCUGGACGGUCCUCACGCCUACACUUGGAAAAUGCUGCCUGGCUCGCCUUGGGUGUAAAGGCCCUGGGCAGGGUCCAGCUGGACCUUGCCUCUAGGAUGGAUCCGCAGGAGAGAGGUCUCCCAUUGCCAGCUUGCUGGUGCGAUUAGGUCGCCCAUUCAUUUACUAGUUUCAGUUUACUCAUUUGUAAAGUGUAGUAGAUGUUUGAUAUACUCUGCUAACCUUUGAAACCCUGGAACCGCUAGUCUUCUCCAGAGAGUCUUGUUAUCACGAACUCCGCGUAACGAGGCAAAGACCCGAUCUUGGGAACCUUGUUUGUGCUCCUCCCGAAGGACUCAUGACUUACAGACAGUGAGGGUGCUGGCGUAUUUGGCAGGAAGUUUGCUUCUGUUCAACCCACCAACACUGCUUUUUACCUUAAUACCUGAUUUCAACUGAAGGCCUUGAUGUUGGGUGAAGUGAAUCAGGAAUCAUCAGAUCCUAGUGGGAGGGAGAGUGGAAGCUGGCCAACUUGCUGUGUCUGGAGGGACAGUUUAGAGGGAGGGCUUGUUUUCAUGUGCUGUGGGAACUCUGCAGUGUAGUUGAAACCUCUCUGUUUACUGCCCUCAUUGAAAGGCGUACCUCAGAUCAUGACAUCUUUGCGUAGCAACAUUAGCAACGAAGUUAGUUUAGCUGCGCCACGGUGAUGGGGAUUUGUGCAAGGACCAGGAGCCCAAGUCAAAAGCACCCACUGUAACAGAUGGACCUCCAGGGUUCAUCAUGAAAACAGACACCUUCCCUGUGCACAGUUGGUGACAGACCGUGGAACCUAACACUGAUAAACUGUAAGGGCAACAUCUGGAGCCUCCCAGAGGCCCUUACAGAGUUUCCCCGGUCUGAAGUCAGCCUGAAAGAUGUCAGCCCUCAAAGCUGUCUUCCAGUAUAUCGAUGAAAACCAGGACCGCUACGUCAAGAAACUUGCAGAAUGGGUGGCCAUCCAGAGCGUGUCCGCAUGGCCGGAGAAGAGAGGAGAGAUCAGAAGGAUGAUGGAGGUGGCAGCUGCCGAUGUCCAGAGGCUGGGGGGCUCCGUGGAACUGGUGGAUAUUGGGAAGCAGAAGCUCCCAGAUGGCUCGGAGAUACCACUUCCUCCCAUUCUGCUGGGCAAGCUAGGCAGCGACCCCCAGAAGAAAACCGUGUGCAUUUACGGGCACCUGGACGUGCAGCCUGCGGCCCUGGAGGACGGGUGGGACAGCGAGCCCUUCACCUUGGUGGAGCGGGAAGGCAAGCUGUAUGGGAGAGGCUCCACGGACGAUAAGGGGCCAGUGGCCGGGUGGAUGAAUGCCCUGGAAGCCUAUCAGAAGACUGGUCAGGAGAUCCCAGUCAACCUGCGGUUCUGCCUGGAAGGCAUGGAGGAGUCUGGCUCCGAAGGCCUGGAUGAGCUCAUUUUUGCCCAGAAAGACAAGUUCUUCAAAGAUGUGGACUAUGUGUGCAUUUCAGACAAUUACUGGCUGGGGAAGAAUAAGCCGUGUAUCACGUACGGCCUCAGAGGCAUCUGUUACUUCUUCAUCGAGGUGGAAUGCAGUGACAAAGACCUCCAUUCUGGGGUAUAUGGAGGCUCAGUGCACGAGGCCAUGACGGAUCUCAUUUCACUGAUGGGCUGCCUGGUAGACAAGAAGGGGAAGAUCCUCAUCCCGGGCAUCAACGAUGCCGUGGCGCCUGUGACGGAUGAGGAGCAUGCGCUCUACGACCACAUUGACUUCGAUAUGGAAGAGUUCGCCAAGGACGUGGGGGCUGAGACCCUUCUGCACAGCUGCAAGAAAGACAUCCUGAUGCACAGAUGGCGAUACCCGUCCCUCUCCCUGCAUGGGAUCGAAGGGGCCUUCUCCGGUUCAGGGGCCAAGACUGUGAUCCCCAGAAAGGUGGUCGGCAAGUUCUCCAUCAGGCUCGUGCCAGACAUGAUACCGGAAGUUGUUAGCGAGCAAGUUUCAAGCUACUUGUCAAAAAAAUUUGCUGAACUGCAGAGCCCCAACAAGUUCAAGGUGUACAUGGGCCACGGCGGGAAGCCCUGGGUGUCUGACUUCAACCAUCCUCAUUACCAGGCGGGGAGAAGAGCCCUGAAGACAGUGUUUGGUGUUGAGCCUGACUUGACCAGAGAAGGUGGCAGUAUUCCUGUGACCUUGACCUUUCAAGAGGCCACAGGCAAAAAUGUCAUGCUAUUGCCAGUGGGGUCAGCAGAUGACGGUGCCCACUCGCAGAAUGAGAAGCUCAACAGGCUCAACUACAUAGAAGGAACCAAAAUGCUGGCUGCAUAUCUGUAUGAGGUGUCUCAGCUGAAGAACUGAGAAGUCUCAGUUUCCUCGGAGUGCUGUUCCUACCCAGAAACAAUCUGCCCUCUCUCUCUUCCAGCUUUCUCGGGAAAGUGGAAGUUUCUUUUCCCUAUCUCUUUCUCAGGUCACAGGCAGACAGGCAAGAAUGGAGACAUUGCCUCCAGCUGUCACCUGUCAGCUGUGUCAGGCAGUUGGACGUGGUCAGUCCUGAGACUUACUGGGGACAACUGACUGGCCAUGAUUGGGGGUAGGAGGGUGUCUCAGAUGUGGUCAGUGUGACUUCACCUCCAGGAAGUAGCCAGAGUCCAAAAGCUCCAAGUCUGUGGGAGGUACUGCCCACCAUGGACUGAGGCUCAGGGAAUAUCCAGGAAGGAAAUGAGAGCAUCCAUUAGCUCCUUGUGCUGUGACAGCACCAUGGUGACCCGUCACUGUGCUCUGUAUCCCAUCUUAAGACCCUAGCUGACCAUCACUGGUGUCCCCUCCUGUUGCUGUCCCCUUGAACUUAUCCCAACAGUCCCCAUGGAAGCACCAGUCCAGUUGCAGCUACUACUAAUAAAUGUGACAAUGAGCCUCUGGA
Mus musculus (house mouse) is the source of this 3269-nucleotide messenger RNA. RefSeq names its product CNDP dipeptidase 2 (gene Cndp2). The record is from RefSeq and is a predicted model, not a curated record. NCBI's taxonomy places the organism in Eukaryota, Metazoa, Chordata, Mammalia, Rodentia, Muridae. Bases 1280 to 2707 code for a protein of 475 amino acids. The transcript has 12 exons. Gene Ontology annotation, biological process: glutathione metabolic process. Gene Ontology annotation, cellular component: cytosol; nucleoplasm. Gene Ontology annotation, molecular function: dipeptidase activity; carboxypeptidase activity; hydrolase activity.